Molecule: messenger RNA, 174 nt
Organism: Dentiscutata heterogama
Lineage: Eukaryota; Fungi; Glomeromycota; Glomeromycetes; Diversisporales; Gigasporaceae
Source: the annotation of a GenBank genome assembly
AUGACUAAUGAAUAUUUUAACCUUAUAAAUGACACUUCUAUAAAACAAUGGGAAAGCGAUAGUGUCUGUGAAAAUUUACUUCUGGAUUUUGAGUUGGGUGAUGAAAAAGACCCAAUAUCACUUCCAUUGGGUGAUCUAAUUAAUCUGUCUUGGUGUUUGGAGUUAAUAGAAUAA